Penicillium taxi is the source of this 1782-nucleotide messenger RNA. RefSeq names its product coronin. The record is from RefSeq and is a predicted model, not a curated record. The transcript has 9 exons. Bases 1 to 1782 code for a protein of 593 amino acids. Lineage: Eukaryota; Fungi; Ascomycota; Eurotiomycetes; Eurotiales; Aspergillaceae. Gene Ontology annotation, biological process: actin filament organization. Gene Ontology annotation, molecular function: actin filament binding.
AUGUCCGGGCGUUUUGUGCGUUCUUCCAAAUAUCGCCACGUCUUCGGGCGUUCGACGAAAAAGGAACAAUGCUACGAUAAUCUUCGUGUAUCGAGAAAUGCGUGGGAUACCAACCUCGUCAAGGUUAACCCGAAGCACCUCGCCGUCAAUUGGGAAGCUGGUGGUGGUGGCGCAUUUGCUGUCAUUCCCCUCGAAGAACGGGGCAAGUUGCCAGACCGUAUCCCUCUGUUCCGAGGACACACUGCAGUCGUGCUUGACACCGACUGGAAUCCCUUCAAUGAUGAUCUGAUUGCAUCCGGCUCGGACGACGGAAAGGUCUUCCUUUGGCGAGUUCCGGAUAACUUUACCGUCCGCCCCGAUGUCGAAGUGGAUGAUAUCCAGGACAUUGCCCCUGUUGGUAAACUGAGCGGCCACUCCAAGAAGGUUGGGCACGUGCUCUUUAACCCCGCCGCUGAAAAUGUGCUGGCCACGGCCUCCGGCGACUACACCGUGAAGAUCUGGGAUAUUGAGGCUGGUGCUCCCAAAUUGACCCUUGACAUCGGCGACAUCGUACAGUCGCAGUCAUGGAGUGCCAACGGUUCUCUGUUGGUUACCACUUCGCGAGACAAGAAGCUUCGCAUUUGGGAUGUGCGCCAGGAACGCCCUGCACACGAGACUAAUGGUCACUCUGGAGCCAAGAACAGCCGUGCUGUUUGGCUGGGAGAGCGCGACCGGAUCGCGACCACCGGUUUCUCUAAGAUGAGUGACCGCCAGCUGGCCCUUUGGGAUAUCCGUGCAGUUCGUGAACCCAUCAAUGGCUUCAAGACCCUGGACUCGAUUUCAGGUGUCUGCAUGCCCUUCUGGGACGACGGUACCAACUGCCUGUACCUUGCCGGACGAGGUGAUGGAAACAUCCGCUACUUCGAGCUGGAGAAUGAUAAGUUUGAGUUCCUAUCUGAACAUAAGUCCGCGGACCCCCAGCGAGGCAUUGCAUUCAUGCCCAAGCGCGGUGUGAACAUGCACGAGAACGAGGUGGCUCGCGCCUUCAAGACCGUGAACGACGGCUACAUUGAGCCUGUUUCAUUCAUUGUUCCCCGUCGCUCUGAAACCUUCCAGGACGACAUCUACUUGCCCACCGUCGGUCUUACUCCUGCUAUGAGCCCCUCUGAGUGGCUGAGUGGUAAGGAGGCAAUUCCUCCUAAGAUCUCCAUGGCCAGUCUUUUUGAUGGCAAGGGAUUGAAGGAGGUCGAGGGUGUACAGGAUAAGCCCACUGGCACCUUCGAUGCCCCUGCUCCCAAGCCUGCCGAGCCCGAUAUCAAGAAGACUCUUGAUCCUAUUGUCACCAAGGCACCCGAGCCUACCCCUGUGGCUCGUCCGACCCCAUCUAUGAAGGAGCAAGGUGCCUCCAUGGCAUCUAUGGUGUCGAAGUUUGCUGAUAACAAGGAAGCGGAGCCUGAGGAUGACGAUGACUCCAGCUUCGAGGAGGUUUCUAAGCCAGUCGAGCGCCACACACGCUCUCCCGUACAACCUUCUUCUCCUGCAAUUAGCAGUUCUCCUCGCGUGAAGGAGCCCGAGACAAAGGCCCAACCCGCUGCUGCUAAGCGCGACCCCACCCCAGCUCCCGCCAUCUCUACUCCCACCACCCCCAAGAUCGAAAUCACCGAGCCCACCAACAGUGUCGGCGAGGAUAUUGAAGAGAUCAGGAAACUGAUCUCCGAGCAAACCAAGUUGAUUUCCUCUCAGGCCCAGCAGAUGCAGAACCUCACCUCUGAGAUUGAAGCACUGAAGAGCAAACUGAACUAA